ACUACAAAUCCCGGCGGCCCCCGCGCCGCGGCUUCAGCGGCUGCCGCCUCAGCUCCUGUGCAGCGACGGCGGCGGCCGCAGCUGAGGCGGUGGCGGCGGUGGCGGCAGCAGCAGCAGCAGCAGCAGCGGCAGCGGUGGCGGCUGCAGGGUGAGCGGCGAGUUUCCGAUUUAAAGCUGAGCUGCGAGGAAGAUGGCGGCUGGCGGAUCAAAAUACUUGUUGAACAGUGAACACAGAGACCAAUAAAAAUAACUGCUACCUGAACAUCAUUUGGCUGGUUAGCCAGUGUGCACAAGAGACUUGCAAAAAUCAUCUCUGAUUGGAUUAUGUUUAACCUGGAAGGUCGUUCAAGUAUCAUUUCCAGUUAAACAGUGAAUUGGGUUGCUGAUGUAUGUUCAAGAUGAGUGGACUAGGAGAAAGCUCCUUGGAUCCUCUGGCCAGUGAAUCGCGAAAGCGCAAGCUGCCGUGUGACACCCCGGGACCAGGUCUUGCCUGCACGGGUGAAAAGUGGAGACGGGAGCAGGAGAGUAAAUACAUCGAAGAAUUGGCGGAACUGAUAUCUGCAAAUCUUAGUGAUAUUGACACUUUCAAUGUCAAACCAGAUAAAUGUGCGAUUUUAAAGGAAACAGUAAGACAGAUUCGUCAGAUAAAAGAGCAAGGAAAAACUAUCUGCAAUGAUGAUGACGUUCAGAAAGCUGACGUGUCUUCCACGGGUCAGGGAGUGAUUGACAAAGACGCCUUAGGACCCCUGUUACUUCAGGCAUUGGAUGGUUUCCUGUUUGUGGUGAAUCGAGAUGGAAACAUUGUGUUUGUGUCAGAAAAUGUUACACAAUAUCUGCAGUAUAAGCAGGAGGACCUGGUUAACACAAGUGUCUACAACAUCUUACAUGAAGAAGAUAGAAAGGAUUUUCUUAAGAACUUACCAAAAUCUACAGUUAAUGGAGUUUCCUGGUCAAAUGAGACCCAGAGACAAAAGAGCCACACAUUCAAUUGCCGUAUGUUGAUGAAAGCAGCGCAUGGUCUUCUGGAGGAUAUAAACACCAGUCCUGAGAUGCGCCAGAGAUAUGAAACAAUGCAGUGUUUUGCCCUGUCUCAGCCCCGGGCUAUGAUGGAGGAGGGAGAAGAUUUGCAGUCCUGUAUGAUCUGUGUGGCACGCCGCAUUACCACGGGAGAGAGAGCGUUUCCGUCUAACCCCGAGAGCUUUAUUACUAGGCACGAUCUUUCAGGAAAGGUUGUCAACAUAGACACAAAUUCUCUGAGAUCCUCCAUGAGGCCUGGCUUUGAAGAUACCAUCCGAAGGUGUAUCCAGAGGUUUUUUAGCCUUAAUGAUGGGCAGCCAGGGACCCAGAAGCGUCACUAUCAAGAAGCGUAUAUACAUGGCCAUGCAGAAACCCCAGUAUAUCGGUUUUCCCUGGCUGAUGGCACUAUAGUGACAGCACAGACAAAGAGCAAACUCUUCCGGAAUCCUGUAACAAAUGACCGGCAUGGCUUUGUGUCAACUCACUUUCUUCAGAGAGAACAGAAUGGGUAUAGACCAAACACAAACUCUGUUGGACAAGGCAUUAGGCCUCCUGCACCUGCGUGUAACAGUUCUGUGGGUGGCAUGAACAUGUCACCAAACCAAGGCUUACAGAUGCUGAGCAGCAGGGCCUAUGGUUUGGCAGACCCCAGCCCCACAGGGCAGAUGAGUGGAGCCAGGUAUGGGGGUUCCAGUAACAUAACCUCACUGACGCCUGGGCCAAGCAUGCAGUCGCCAUCUUCGUACCAGAGCAGCAGCUAUGGGCUCAGCGUGAGCAGCCCCCCCCACGGGAGUCCUGGUCUGGGCCCCAGCCAGCAGAGCAUCAUGAUUUCUCCUCGUAACCGCGGUAGUCCAAAGAUGGCGUCACAUCAGUUUUCUCCUGUUGCAGGGGUGCACUCUCCCAUGGGAUCUGCCAGCAGCAGCGGGAGCCACAGCUUUUCCAGCAGCUCUCUCAGUGCCCUGCAAGCCAUCAGCGAGGGCGUGGGGACUUCUCUCUUAUCCACUCUGUCUUCACCAGGCCCCAAAUUAGACAACUCUCCAAAUAUGAAUAUAGCCCAGCCAAGUAAAGGGAGCAGUCAGGAUUCCAAAAGUCCCUUAGGCUUCUUUUGUGAGCAGAACCCAGUGGAGAGUUCAAUCUGCCAGUCAAACAGUAGAGAUCACCUCGGUGACAAAGAGGGUAAGGAGGGUGGUGCUGAGGGGCCAGAGAGUCAGCGGGGCCCUUUGGAGAGCAAAGGCCACAAGAAACUACUGCAGCUGCUCACCUGUUCUUCUGACGACCGCGGCCACUCCUCCCUGACCAACUCCCCGCUCGACUCCAGUUGUAAAGACUCCUCCAUUAGCGUCACCAGCCCCUCUGGAGUCUCAUCCUCGACCCCGGGGGGCGUGUCCUCCACCUCCAACAUGCACGGGUCACUGCUGCAGGAGAAGCACCGGAUUUUGCACAAGUUGCUGCAGAAUGGGAACUCGCCAGCCGAAGUCGCCAAGAUUACUGCCGAGGCCACCGGGAAGGACACCAGCAGCGCGGCGUCCUGCGGGGAGGGGAGUGUCAAGCAGGAGCAGCUGAGUCCCAAGAAGAAGGAGAACAACGCGCUCCUCAGGUACCUGCUGGACAGGGAUGACCCCAGCGACGCGCUCGCCAAAGAGCUGCAGCCCCACCUAGUGGAAAGCAAAGGGAACCCGUGCAGCAGUUCCUCCACUCCCAGCUCGAGUCAGGAGAAGGAAUCGAAAGUCAAGACGGAAACGAGUGAAGAGGGAUCUGGAGAGCUGGAUAAUCUGGAUGCUAUUCUCGGUGAUCUAACUAGUUCUGACUUCUACAACAAUUCUAUAUCCACAAAUGGCAGUCAUCCAGGGACUAAGCAACAGAUGUUUCAAGGAACGAAUUCUUUGGGUUUGAGAAGCCCACCGUCUGUGCAGUCCAUUCGUCCUCCGUACGGCCGAGCGGCGUCUCUAGACAGCCCUGUUUCUGCUGGCUCAAGUCCUCCAGUGAAGAACAUCAGUGCUUUUCCCAUGUUACCAAAGCAGCCUGUGUUGGGGGGGAACCCCAGAGUGAUGGAUACCCAUGAAAGUUAUGGCUCAAAUACGGGUGGACCAAACAGAAAUGUGCCUGUGAAUCAGACUCCUCCUUCGGGAGACUGGGGUGUGCCGAGCUCAAAGGCUGCCAGAAUGGAGCCUAUGAGCUCCAGCCCCAUGGGAAGAGCAGCAGAUUACAACGCGUCUUUAUCCAGACCUGCCCUGGGGGGCUCUGUGCCCUCCUUGCCUCUGCGGUCCGACAGCAUCCCGGGCGCGAGACCCAUGUUGCAGCAGCAGCAGCAGCCCCAGCAGCAGAUGGUUCAAAUGAGGCCUAGUGAGAUUCCCAUGGGAAUGGGGGUCAAUCCCUAUGGCCAAGCAGCACCGCCUAACCAGUCAGGUUCCUGGCCAGAUGGCAUGCUGUCCAUGGAACAGGGCCCGCAUACCACUCAAAAUAGGCCCCUUCUUCGGAAUUCCCUGGAUGAUCUCCUCGGACCACCUUCUAACCUGGAGGGCCAGAGUGAUGAGAGAGCACUGCUGGACCAGCUGCACACUCUGCUGAGCAACACAGAUGCCACAGGCCUGGAGGAGAUUGACCGAGCCCUGGGCAUCCCUGAACUUGUGAGUCAGGGACAAGCUCUGGAGCCCAAACAGGAUGCUUUCCCAGGCCAAGAAGCAGCAGUGACGAUGGAGCAGAAGGCAGCGUUGUAUGGGCAGCCGUACCCUGCACAGGGGCCUCCCAUGCAAGGAGGCUUUAAUCUGCAGGGACAGUCACCGUCCUUUAACUCCAUGAUGACUCAGAUGAGCCAGCAGGGCGGCUUCCCUCUCCAAGGAGCGCACCCCAGGGCCAACAUGAUGAGGCCCCGGACAAACACCCCCAAGCAGCUCAGAAUGCAGCUCCAGCAGAGGCUGCAGGGCCAGCAGUUUUUGAAUCAGAGCCGUCAGGCACUCGACAUGAAAAUAGAAAACCCAGCUGCUGGCGGUGCUGCAGUGAUGAGGCCCAUGGUGCAGCCCCAGGUGAACUCCCAGCAGGGCUUUCUGAAUGCCCAGAUGGUUGCCCAGCGCAGCAGAGAGCUGCUGAGUCAUCACUUCCGGCAGCAGAGGGCGGCCAUGUUGAUGCAGCAGCAGCAGCAGCAGCAGACCCGAGCCUUCAGCCCGCCCCCUAAUGUGACCGCCUCCCCCAGCAUGGAUGGGGUCUUGGCAGGACCUGCGAUGCCACAGGCGCCACCACAGCAGUUUCCUUAUCCACCAAAUUACGGAAUGGGACAGCAGCCAGACCCAACCUUUGGAAGAGUGUCUAGUCCUCCUAAUGCAAUGAUGUCAUCGAGGAUGGGUCCUUCCCAGAACCCCAUGCUGCAGCACCCUCAGACUGCACCCAUGUAUCAGUCCUCAGAGAUGAAGGGCUGGCCGUCAGGAGGCCUGGCCAGGAGCAGCUCCUUUGCCCCGCAGCAGUUCGCGCACCAGGCGAGCCCUGCAGCGUUCGGGAUGGUGCACAUGAACGGCAGCGCUGGCCACUUGGGACAGAUGAGCAUGGGCCCCGUGCCCAUGGCCGGCAUGCCCCUGGGUCCUGACCAGAAGUACUGCUGACGUCUCGAUACCAGGCCCUCUAAGGAGAUCAGUAUACAGAUGACACUGCACGUGGACUGUCGGGAGGGAAGACUCGUUCUGCGCGGGCCGACUUGAAGAAGGGGCCGGCGUGAGCCCCGUCAAGGGAGUUCCAAGUGAUGCCGUGUGAGCAGGACUGGAUUGAAGCUGAAGCGCAGCACCUCCCUGUACUCCCCACCCUGUGCACCUGACGGUCUGCCUCCGAGGGAUGUAAUCCUGGAGACAUGGAGUGCCACUUCUUUCUGCCUUGAUAGCCAAAGUCUCUCAAAUAGGUGGGCCAGACAACAUUGGAGAGGCAGAGGAGAACAUGUGGCUUCUCUCUGCAGUGCUGGACAAAGAGCACAGUUCCCCGCGUCCUGUUUCGUCUCCAAGUGGUUCCUUUGGAAUUGGCCUCUCCUGCCCUGCCCCUGGCUGGCGUGGAGCGACUCUGUCCCUUGUCUGUGUCCUGGGCUUUCUCCUCAAGACUGAUCUGCCCCCAUGUUCUGUAACCUUCACCUCGGGGACCUGUCACCGAUGCUAGAUGGCUUUCAGAAGGGAAGAUGAGAUGACAGUAUUUAAUUGCAGCAGUAGCAAAGUGUUCACAUGCUCAUGUGCAGCCGCGUGCACUUUAUUUAGAAAGUAAUGGAUAAAUGCAAUAUUCUUGCGGUCUUGAGGAAUGAACCACAUUCCUGGUUUUUGUCUAAUCUCUUGGACAAGAACUAUGAUUUUUUAAAGAAUAUUAGUGUCACCCUUUGCCUAUAUGGUAGAGCAAUAAUGCUUUUUGAAAAUAAACUCUGAAAACUCAAGGCCAGGUACUGCAUUCUGAAUCAGAAUUUCACAGUGUUUCUGUGAAUAUUUUUUUUGUAAAUAUGACCUUUAAGAUAUUGUAUUAUGUAAAAUAUGUAUAUACCUUUUUUUGUAGAUCACAACUCAUUUUUACAAAGUUUGUGAAGCGAAAUAUUUAACAUUGUUGAUUUCUGUAAGCUCAGUGUGGCGUGGCUGCUGGCACACGGGCCACCCCCCCCCCAAGUUGUGCAGCGGGGGGCCGGGGGGAGGUGAAGGCAGCCUGUCCUCCGCCAGCCUUUGCCGCCUCACCCUUUUCAAUCUCCCAAUCUCAAUGCUUUUUAAGAGAUCAUUUGUUUAGAUGUAGGCAUUUACAUUUUAAAUUCCUCUACCAGAACUAAGCACUUUUGUUAAUUUUGGGAAAGAAUGGAUAUGGGGAAAUAAACACUUAAAGUCAGGAAUUAAAAACAAGCAAUUUGACUUAAAAGGAAUCUCUUGGAUUUUAAGCAGUCUAUACCAGUAGCGAUUAUUAUUUUUAAUUGUCUUUUCAUCCAUUCUAGGAGUGCACUAAGACUUUGGUUGCUAGGAUCUGCAUCCCACAUUGAGGUCGCAGGAGUGCAAGCCUGGCGCGCUUCCUGGUGUCUGCUCCGCUGCCUUGCCAUUCUGCUCACACCGCUGGCAACUGCACGCCUCUGGGUUAGAACAGUCAGGGUGACUUCCUAAGCGCCGUGUCCAGAACAGCGUUGCUGGGGUUCAGAGCCACAGUCCCACUGAGCGUCCCUGCCCACCCCCUCUUCAGUCUCCUCUCUUUCCUGAGGCUGCCUCUCCUUGACACCUGUUCUAGGUAAUUGGGAGUAGGGGGGAAAUCAAGUUUAAUUCCUUUUAUCAGGGUUACUUUAUUAGGUUCCAACAGUUGAAUGAAAUCUGGUUUUUGGAGUAUCUGUGAAUUUCAGAUCUCUCUGCCAGCCUUGGCAUCAUUUUCUAGCAAUAAUCGAGGCAGGUAAAUUUAAAAAAUGUUUUAACACCUUCAGCCAACUUUGUAGAUGCCUCUCUGAAGGUGUGGUCAUUCAAUUUCUCUGGCAUGAGGACGUGAGCCCUGAUGUUCCCAGAGCUACCACUGGGGGUGGGGGUGGGGUGGGGACUUUAUUUUCCCAACAAUGUAUAAGCAUCGUGAGUUUCUUCCCCCUCGAUUACACAGUCAAGCAUCGUACUUGGCAGACGACACCUUCUCCCGUCCGGGGAAGGCAGAGCUGAGGCAGAGCCCGGUCGCCGGCCUGGCGGUGUCGGUGUCGAGGGGGAUGGACGGGUGCUCCUCCUCCCUCACUUCCAGGACGCAGCAACAGAGACCACGUCCUGUCUCCUCCCCAGUCCUGGCUCCAGGCUCACGGGAAGGCGCUAGUGCUCACUUUUCUAUGGGGGGGAAUUACAUUUAUUAUAAGUCUUUGUGUUUUCUACCUGUUUUACAAAAAUGGUGCAAACUUGAGAUUUUUGAUUUGCUUUUAAUCGACGCUGUCUCAGAGAAUUUGCUUUUGCCUUUCUCACCCUUUGACCUGUCUUGGAGGAUUUUGUGCUCUGCUGCUACCUCUCCUCACCCCCACCCCUGCACCACCCCCUUUUAAACCUAGGUAUCUCUUGGGUGACCAGAAUCCGUCAUCUUUUCUUCUGCUUUUAGAAUGUGGGAUAUUUCCAGUACCUACUUUUUUGCUGAAUCCAAAGAUAUAUAAAUAAAUAUAUUUUAUGAAGAUCAAAACAAUAUAAAGGAUACAUGUUUCUUCCUUUAAAAAACAGAAGUUGCAUUGUUAAUAUUCACGUUAAGGCCACUUUUUAAUUGCAUCUGGAUGACAAGGUGUAGCUACCCGUGUGCGGCGAGUCGGGAGGGUGCGGGUGCCCUAGACGCGCUCUGCCCCCGGGGCAGGUGCAGCUGGGCAAAAGCCAGACUGGGUGGCUCGUGCCCCGUGCGGAGGGGUGUGUUCCCAGUAGGACGUUCUCGGGAGCGCUCCCUCCAGGGUGGCUGCAACUUCACGCCUGCUGCAGAGGGACCCGAGUUGUUCUCAGCUGCAAGGCAAACUGUGCGGUAGUGAGCAUGGUGUUCUCGCUCUCCUCCCCGUCUCUCUCCAGUGUGUGGAAGUUCAAAGAAGCUAACGUCAGUCUGAGAGCAAUAUUCAAAUUCUCAGGAAUUAAGUACCAAGAAUGAAUUCAGUUUCAAUCAAGUUUACAUUAAGCACUGCUUUAAAAAAUUGUUCUUUUACCCUACAGAGAUUCGAAACCACAAGAGAUGACUGACGACAUGGGGUGGGUGGUGAACUGGGACUGCUUUGCUGGCUGUUUUAGAUGUCGCUGUAAAUAAAGGUUUCUACGUAAAGUUGGAGCCUAAGAGCUUUUUGCCUUUUUUUUUUUAAAUCCCAGUUGGAUUGAGGGUAAAAGAGAAGGUUAGGGAGGCCUAUUUAAGAUAAUGGUAGCAACUUCUAAAGUUAAAACAAAAACCAGGGAGCCUUUGAGCCAUGCCCAGCCUUGGCCAUUUGUAGAGUGAAUGGGUCGAUGGGGUUCACGCACACCCCACCCCCAGCUUCUGCAGGAAGCCUGGGCCGUCUGUGGCGCCGCAAGGCAGAGAGGGAACCGUUUUCCAGAACAGGAGGACCUGGGAUCCUCUCUGUCCGUUGUGGAGCGCCGUCAGCGGGUGCUGGCUGCCGCCUGCCACAUACACAGGUUGGCUAAGGGGGCGAACUGCUGGCAGCUGGAGUAACGUGAGGCGCCCUGUGAGGCUGCCUGCCGUCUGCUACCUUUUAGUCAUUGAUUUGCAACCACCUGCUCCCCCUUAAAAGUUCUGUAAACCUACCGCAUCUCCUUGCAAACCAGGCGCUCACUGUUGUAGCUUGGAUUCUUUAACAAACACAGCAGAAAACUCCUGAGAAUUAACAAAACAAGUGUUUCUUAUAACUGCUGGUCAUCAGCCGGGGCUUUGAACAUUGUAUGACAAUACUCAGCUACAAAAAUUCUUUACAAAACGAUCUCUAAAAUGUGGGACAUACAUACUUCAUUGCUUUUCAGUACCUGAAAACACAGUUCGGGGAUGGGUGACGGGGCGGGGGACGGGGUGUGGGCAGCAACGAACGGCCACAACGACGAGGGUUUCUUUGACACUGGCCACAGGGCGUUUAUUGGCGCGCCACUCUUGAACACGGGGGGUUCUGCGGGUCAGUCCCCGAACGGUCCCGUGUGGGUUACAGGGCGAGAGUCACGUAUGUACAGGGAAGGCAGCCGGCCAGGACGAUCGUGCUAGGUCCGUGUCGCCUGUCUUGUGCCACUGACUCACGGUCUCACUGUGUGCUGUCGCAGCAUCUGCCAGCUGCCCCUGCCGGUUUCUCAGUUCCUUCUUUGUGAUGAAUCAAAAGAAUACGAGGAUUUAAAACAGAGUCGUUUUCCCCCUAUGAUUAAAAAAAAAAAAAAUUCCAGUGACUUUCACCCUUGGGGGAAA
Molecule: messenger RNA, 8865 nt
Organism: Oryctolagus cuniculus (rabbit)
Lineage: Eukaryota; Metazoa; Chordata; Mammalia; Lagomorpha; Leporidae
Gene: NCOA3
Product: nuclear receptor coactivator 3
Biological process (GO): cellular response to hormone stimulus; positive regulation of transcription by RNA polymerase II
Cellular component (GO): nucleus
Molecular function (GO): protein dimerization activity; nuclear receptor binding
Source: RefSeq, a predicted model, not a curated record